Molecule: messenger RNA, 1505 nt
Organism: Venturia canescens
Lineage: Eukaryota; Metazoa; Arthropoda; Insecta; Hymenoptera; Ichneumonidae
Product: venom serine protease 34-like
Exons: 8
Coding region: 33-1208 (391 amino acids)
Biological process (GO): proteolysis
Molecular function (GO): serine-type endopeptidase activity
Source: RefSeq, a predicted model, not a curated record
UCGUAAUAAAUCGUCGAGUUCUUGCCUCCACGAUGAACGCCGUCCUGCCUUCGUUCAUAUUAUCGGUGACAUUAUUUGGCAAUAUUUACGGAAAGGCGACAUGCGAUUUCGACCAAUCGCUGCAACCCGGCUGGACGUAUAGAAUUCAAAGUACCGGCUUUCCGCGAAGGUAUGUACCGGGUUCGAAGUGUCGGUGGGUCGCCAGGGCCCCUUGGGACCAGCGAGUGAACGUCACAUGCAAAUCAUUCAACUUGCCACAUAGUCAUGGAUGCCAGGUUGACAGAUUAGAAAUACAAGACGGCAAUGGACGUAUUGCACCGCUUUGCGAAGGCAGAGGCUUUACUUAUGUUACCAAAAGCUCCCGAUUGACCUUAACACUCGUUACAAACCCGAACAGCCUUGGUGGAUCGUUCCGUUGUACCGUCGAAGCAGUUGAAUCCAAAGAAUGCGUUUGUGGAAGAAAAAAUGCACCCACAACCUAUCGCGGCAAUGAAACCGCCGUUCAUGAGUAUCCAUUCAUGGCUGCAAUCAUUGAUAAUAGGACACACGAACUCGUUUGCAGUGGAACGAUUAUUAACAAGAAGCAAGUUCUCACGGCAGCUCAUUGUCUGGCUGGCAGAGCACGAGAUACGUUUAAAGUAUUAGUCGGAGCACAUGACUUGAAAAAUGUUGAAGCAACUCCCGGUUCGAUGUUCUUCCGUACCGAGAGUUUUGUGUCGCACGAGAACUACAGUGCAUCGACUUUCGACUAUGACAUAGCCCUCAUUACAGUUGAUGGGGAAUUCGUAUUCAAUGAGAUUAUCAGUCCUGUUUGCUUGCCAUUUCAGCGUCGUAGUGAUUCGUUCGUCAAUGAAUUCACAGGAGUUUUCGGUUGGGGAGCUGAUCAUAUCGUCAACGGGUCAAUGAAUGCUUUAAGGAAAGUGAUGGUAGGCGUUAUAUCACCGUACACCUGUAAAUCCACAUAUCCAAAUUUGACGAAGAGACACAUAUGCACUCAACAACGAAACAUAGAUUUAUGCGGGCUGAACAGCGGUGGUCCAUUGACGUUACGGAAUGAUGUAUCUGACCAAUUUGUACAAAUCGGUAUUUUGAACAAGGGACCACUUUGUGGUCCAAGCGCGCGUGGUUUGAAUUUCCGCGUGGGUCUGCAACUCGAUUGGAUUGAAAAGAACUCUCCUCCAGAUAUUAAUUUCUGCACAGCUGAAUAAUCUCCCUCACCUCGCGGGUCCGUGUCCGAAGAUCUGAAAGCCUUAUAUUAUGCACUUGCAGCGAGUGAAAAAACGUCAUUUUCAUGAUUUUUUUUCGACAAGACAUUUUUUUUGAGCAUCAGUUGCGGUGGCCAUGAUUUAUAACUGAAAAACUAUUGAUCCGAUCCACAACAAAUUUAUACCAUUUAUUAAUUAUAAUAAUAGCUUGGGCCUGGACGAGGGAUUUGUAAGAAAUUUGAUUUUAAAAAAAUGACGACAGUUUUAACAAAAAAUUCAUUUUACCAGGUGCUAAAUUUU